Messenger RNA from Drepanopeziza brunnea f. sp. 'multigermtubi' MB_m1, 972 nucleotides. RefSeq lists its product as uncharacterized. The record is from RefSeq and is a predicted model, not a curated record. Lineage: Eukaryota; Fungi; Ascomycota; Leotiomycetes; Helotiales; Drepanopezizaceae. Gene Ontology annotation, cellular component: cytoplasm. Gene Ontology annotation, molecular function: aldehyde-lyase activity.
AUGACGGACGCACCAUACCUCGAGCAGCCCGAGCUGCACACCAAGGCACCGUUCAGAUCGGCGAUCCUCACGUACCCAGGAAACUUCCGCGAGGCUUUGCGUCAAGCUGAGGAUCCAUCCAAGGUUCUGUUUGGCGUCGCUCAGGGAAUCCCAAGUGUGUUCGUCACCAAGAUCCUCGCAUCCACCAAGCCAGACUUUAUCUGGUUCGACGUCGAGCAUGCAAUGUUCGAUAGACUGUCGCUCUACGACGCGGUCCAAGCCGCUCAACACCACUCUGAAGGAAAAUCCAUGGUCAUCGUCCGAGUCCCCGCGAAAGAUUUGACCGUCCUGUCGACGGCCCUCGACGCUGGCGCAGCAGGAAUCGUGAUCCCCCACUGCGAGAGCGCCGCGGAAGUAAAAGCCAUGCUGGAUGAAAUCUACUACCCACCCAUCGGCAAGCGCUCAUUCAGCCCCUGGACUUUCACGCCCGGAAUCUCAGAUCAAUCUCUCUACCAAGGCGACUCCUUCAACAUGGGGACUUCCAACCGCCACAUCGUCGUUAUUGCGCAGAUCGAAAGCGUAAAAGGCGCCGAGAACGUAGAGGAGAUUGCGGCCCUGGAAGGCAUCGGCGCGCUCAUGUUCGGCCCUGGUGAUUUCAUGGCCGAUGCCGGACUUCCGAUCAAGAUGGGUGGCGAGCCUCAUCCGAUCUUUGCGGCGGCGAUGGGCAAGUUCGUUGCUGCGGGCCAGAAGUUCAACAAGCCCCUGUUCGGCGCUGCGAUGGUUUCGGAGAUGGUUCCCAUGAUGCUGAAACAGGGAUACCGGGCGAUUGCCGUGGCCUUUGACAUGUGGGGUCUGGCCAACGUUGUCCAUGGCGGCCUUGUGAAAGCGAGAGGAUAUGCGAAGGAGGCGGGCGAGGAGAGGGAGAGGGAGAGGGAGAGGGAGAAGGAGAAAGGUGUUGUUAGGCUGAUCAACGGCCAUGGCAAUGAUCCAUAG